This is a messenger RNA of Exophiala oligosperma, 1078 nucleotides long. RefSeq lists its product as uncharacterized. Gene Ontology annotation, biological process: DNA-templated transcription; termination of RNA polymerase I transcription. The coding region runs from base 38 to 409 and encodes 123 amino acids. Gene Ontology annotation, cellular component: RNA polymerase I complex. The record is from RefSeq and is a predicted model, not a curated record. Gene Ontology annotation, molecular function: zinc ion binding; nucleic acid binding; DNA-directed RNA polymerase activity. The transcript has a single exon. NCBI's taxonomy places the organism in Eukaryota, Fungi, Ascomycota, Eurotiomycetes, Chaetothyriales, Herpotrichiellaceae.
CUGCCAUUGAACCCCAGCCCCGAAUUCGAUUGUCAAAAUGGUCGCAAUAGGAAGUCUUCUCUUUUGCGACGUUUGCGGCUCUUUACUUCCGCGUGUAGUCCCUGGGAAAAACCAAGAUGACAUGAUCAAGUGUGAUGACUGUUUCCAAUACACGAAAGAUACCUCGUCCAAAGUGAUCACCUCGAAGUCCAAGCCUAGCGCAUUUCCUUCAGCACUACGAUCAAAACAUUCUGAAGUCCAAAACAUCAACGCGGAGGAUCUACAGGUUGAAGCUGUCAUACAACGGGAGUGUCCUGAAUGCCAUCGGCCCGAAAUGUUCUAUCAUACCAAACAACUGAGAAGUGCCGACGAAGGUACUACAGUUUUUUACAGAUGCGAAUGUGGCUACAAGGAUGUCCAAAACAACUGAGGACGCUCAAUCUCAGUGUUACCACCGACGCCUUAAAUGCACGCUAUCAAAGACCUCUCUUGGACUCUCUUGGACUCAAGCAGCCACGGCCUCUGGAACGGUGGCAUACUCCAUCUCACCAUUCUUCUCGUAUUCGGCCAUGUCAAGGGCCACGAUGACACUCUCACGAACAACUUGUUCUGGGUCCUCGAGGAACUUUUUCAGGAUAUCCUCCACUCCAGGCUCUUCUCCAAGACUACCCAAGGCUUCAGCGGCUUCGUGACGAACCAUACUUUCCUCCUUUCCAUUUUCCAAAACAGACACCAGAGCGGGAAUCGAUGCUGGAUGUGAUAAUUGACCGAACACAAAUGCUACCUCGUGCCUAAAAAGUGCCGACGGAUCGACAAAGCCAGAAGCAAGGGCCUGCACGGCAGCUUCUGCGGUGGGAAGGUCUGGUGGAGAAGCAAGGUCUCGGAGAGCAAACAUGGCUCUGUAGCGUUGAAAGAGAGGAAGAGAGGUAUCCAGGAGUGUCUUUUGUAACUCAGGUAUUGAUGGAGUUUGGGUUGAGAAUGGCAUGGGUGGCGCUGGAUCGAUGGAUGCAAAGUCGCUGGGUUUCAAUGCUUCAUCUUGUCUGCCCUGGGAAUGUGCCCACUGAAUGCGAUCAAUGGCAAUAUCGCACGUUUCCCUUAC